This is a messenger RNA of Ornithodoros turicata, 3262 nucleotides long. RefSeq lists its product as uncharacterized. The transcript has 11 exons. The record is from RefSeq and is a predicted model, not a curated record. The coding region runs from base 1699 to 3237 and encodes 512 amino acids. Lineage: Eukaryota; Metazoa; Arthropoda; Arachnida; Ixodida; Argasidae.
CGUGUUUUCUGUCUCGCCGGGUACAUUUCCCUCGCUGUUAUAUCCCGAUUGUUGUGCUUCGCUGGUGACCUUCACCGUUCCCACGUGGUUUCCGCAAUGCCAACUCAGUAAGUACUAGCUAUAUUCUACAGUUACUUUCAAAAUUACCUGCAGAACUCGCUCCAAAGGAUGGCUGCCCUCAAAGAGAGACACACGAAGAAGUACAACUCCUGAACCGAGUGUCCGUUUUGUCGGUGCUGCAUGCUCUCCUCCGUACAAUCUAAGAAAACAAAAAGAACAAAAAAACUUCAGCAUAUAACAUGGUCAUGGGGCCAACCGUUACACAGAAAGAUACCGAUAUCGCUUACGAUUAGAGAAGGGCGCUUGGCCUAGACCUUUCCGUGACAAUCAACAUCAAAGCAGAUUUCGUAGAAAAUGCGAUAUACCUCCCACGCUCAACAAAUCAUGAGAAAGAAUGUUGGCUCUGUUGGUUCCGCGUUUUCGGUUUUUAUUUUUGGGCGCAUUGGACAUAUGCUUUUCGGCGUUUAUUCAUUUUCACGAAAUCGGCGUUUUUCGAUGUUUUUCCUGGAGUGUGCAUGGUUUAAGCGACAGUUAUCGGCGAAUAGAAAUCACAAUGCAAUUUCCGCACGACGCUCAUUCAAGAUGGCGUUCUUCGCCUGCAGUGGCGUUUCACGGCUAACGCAAAAGUAAACGGACAAUUUUCACAACCAUCGUAUUUCUGUAUGGUUUUCUGAUCUGCAUCAGCAACUUGUUGGGCAUGUGUAGCAAUUUAUCUCUGUCAUCGUUCCUGGAACGUCCCCUGUAUUCGGUGUUUUUCGAUUAAAGCGAAAACGCGGAACCCUAAGUCUAUGAUUCGCUAAGGACGCGUUGUAGGGCAUACGUUGCUAGGGUGUAGGCCAAUCGAUAUUCCUGAAGCUUCUUGAAAGAUGUGAGCUGAGAGCUUCGGGUAAAUGUACAAGCAGCCCUAGGCUCCAAGCGCAUGCGGUUUCCCUUCUGCCAGCAAUACGACGUUAACGACCACACUCCGUAAACAGAACUUCACCGCAUAUAAAACAUAUAGGCGCAUGCGCCGGCUGUCACGCGCGUAUCAAUGGAAGGGCACCUUGCAAUCGCAGUAUAUAUCACAUGCCCUUGUAGAUGAGUGCCUUACUCCUCGUUAGCUCGUUUAGGCCUGUAAGCGAUUAAGCGUUUCGGUUUGUUGAAAACGGGAGACGUCUGUCUCUUUCUGGCACUUACGCAGCUAUGUAUGCUUCACCGUGUUACGUGAGUGGGUGAAGUUCUGUUUUAAGAGAGCACAGCGCCAAACAUCCACAUCCUAAAGAGUUAAAGUAACGAAUUAAUCUAAAACGUUAACUUCACCGCCCAACACGUGGACUAAGCAGAGUGAUGAAGUUCUGUAUACCCCAAUCGUUUAACAGGGGAUGAUGAGCAUUUUCUGAAUGACUUUAAAAGUAACUACGCAAAAUGUUACUAAUAUCAUGUGCAGCCCUCGUCCUCAGCGUGUUCUGUUGCUAGGGUUGCAGUUGCACUUCUGUUGCUAGAGCGAACAAGGACCGCAUACAUGACGAGUUCCUCUUAAAUUUGGCUCCCGCGUCUUAUUUCCUAUUUUCGUGCCCUCUCAUGGCGGAGAAACACAACCUCGUAAUGCAUUGGAAAGCCCAAACCAGAUAAGUUAUUUUGUUGCUAUAAUAAUUCCCAAUGCAGACCAACUCUAAGGCUGUGCAUUAUUCUUACUUCAGAAGUUCAAGUAGUGCAAUCAAGGUGAUGAGCCUCUUGGCAAGUGCCGUCGGAAUAACCCUGGCAAUAGUUCUGAUUGCUGCAGUCGGCCUUCGAAGCAAUGAAGCGAGACACAGAAAGCUGAAGAGGGACCCUGCCAUCCUGACACUUGACAGCAUUACAGGAUACAGGAAGCCCACUGGCCAUUCAAGGCAAACCGCAGUUCAAGGGCGAGUAACGGCAGGUCGAACUCCUUCGACAACUACGUCAAGAACUACGGAGACUGCCGAGACUGCAAAUGCGACUAAGCAGCUUAAGUUGCCGGCUGUCAAGGCCAAUCCUAUAUUAUGCACAACCGAUCGCCUGGGAGAAACUUCAAGGACUCGCGCAGCCAUCGACGUCGAUCUACCAGACGGCAUCUGCGACAUCCUUGUCCUGGACUAUUCAAUGGACGACAUCUUAAACCACAACCUACGACCAACGGCAGCCAUUAAAGCCCUGGAGGCAUAUUCACGAAAUGCGACGCUUACAAAAUGCGGAGUCAACUUUGAUCGCAAGAUAGUAACAAGUCCGCAGACACUCAAGGCACUGAUUGCUGAAGACCAGUCAAGUGUGCUACAUAACCUUUGGGAGAACAGCAUAAUCUUCUACGGUGUAUUGGACGGCGCAAAUAGCAACGAUACAGUACAUGAAGCGGAUGAAAUAUUAGGGUUCUUUAAGGAAAUCGUGUCGUUCAAGUCACGAGCGUUUGCUGACCCUGUCUACAGCUUCGCUGGAAUAAAGACAUUCAGGAACGCAUCAAUUGCGUCCACCAAUAUAUUGGUUAGUCACGUUCAACAACUCUUCAGCCAAGCCAAGCUUGAUAUACUGGUGUACCAAACGACGUACCGUGGUGACAUCGAGUGCAUGAUAACCGGACCUACGCCCUGGGCAUUUUCCAAUGCCCAAUACCAGCCUUCACUUAAAGGCGCCCAGAGAUUGCGGAAGGAGAUCAUCCUGCCUCCGGGGAAGGUUGAGAUGUUUGCCGUCACCCUCUGCGGUAUCUUUACUGACAUCGGAAGCAUACCGAGGAAAUACCGCGAGGUGAAAACCACAAGCGGCGGUGCUUGUGGAAAAUAUAGGUUCGGACUCGUCACCAAUUGGAUCUGCCAAUUUGCAAAUACCACCAACUCGAUGGGUUUCGCCCGAAGUGAGCGACAAGUUCAUGAGAUGUUCUUUGUGCGCUUGAAUGGUACUUUUGGAGUCGCUGUGUACGACACAAGUUCGUCUCUUGAAGUUAAGAUCUGCCGAGCGAAGAGCGAAUUCGACUUCCAGGGGGGCUGGGUUGUUCGUGAUCUUCAGUGCAGCUUCCCAAACGUCUGUGACAAGAGCAAGACCCACCAGGGACGCUUUCAACGAGUUCGCGCAGUGAGAGAAAUCAUGACCAGAGAAUACUUCAACAACACUUGUCCUGAGUACAAGAGCCUCAAGAACGUAUCGAAUCCGGCUAUAAAAUUAACGCUGUCAUAUACAUACCCAUAAAUAAAAGCCUCUUUGUUUCAACUCA